UCUGACUGCUUGUCACUCCAUUUUCUUUGAAGAUAUGGAGCAAAAUUCUAAUAAACUCCCCUUUCUUUUCUCGUUCAGCUUCUUCUUCCUUAGUCCUCUAGUGUCCUGUCAACUUGAUUAUAACUAUUAUGGCAAAACUUGUCCUGGCCUGACGACAAUUGUUCAAUCAGGUGUUCUGUCAGCUGUUUCGAAUGAGACCCGGAUGGCGGCCUCUCUUUUGCGGCUUCACUUCCAUGACUGUUUUGUUAAUGGAUGUGAUGGAUCUAUAUUACUGGAUGAUACAAGCUCGACUAAGGGGGAGAAAAAUGCAGGACCCAAUCGAAAUUCGGCCAGAGGUUACGAGGUCAUCGAUGCUAUUAAGGCUAAUGUAGAGAAAUCUUGUCCAGCCACUGUUUCUUGUGCUGAUAUAUUAACUCUUGCAGCAAGAGAUGCUGUUUUUCUAGCUGGAGGCCCCUAUUGGGCUGUGCCUUUAGGCCGCCGAGAUGGCCUAACUGCAAAUGAGACUGCAGCUAACGAAUUGCCCUCACCUUUUGAAUCUUUAGACAGCAUCAUUGGAAAAUUUUCCGCCAAGGGACUUGGCUUGAGGGAUGUGGUUGUGCUCUCAGGUGCCCACACUAUUGGGUUUGCUCAAUGCUUCACGUUCAAGCAAAGGCUAUUCAACUUCGAUGGCAAUGGCAAUCCUGAUCCAGCACUUGAUGCAUCAUUUAGACAAAGUUUGCAAAUCAUGUGUCCAAAUCAGAAUAAUUCCGAUACCCGAUUGGUAGGCUUGGAUGCCAAUACAGCCAACAAGUUCGACAACAGUUACUACAGAAACCUGGUGAACAACUCUGGAUUGCUGCAGUCAGAUCAAGAUCUUAUGACUGACAAUAGAACUUCUUCAAUGGUUCAAAACUACAGCAAGUACCCUUAUUUAUUCUCCAAAGAUUUUGCAGCAUCAAUGAGGCAGAUGGCCAGCAUAGGUGUGCUAACAGGCCAAAAUGGAGAGAUAAGGAAGAAUUGCAGGGUGGUGAAUUAGAAACAGCAGCGUUUGCAGAAUAAAUGUGUUAAUUAAGUUGAAAUGCAUGUUUGUAUGUAUCCAGUUAAUUAGCUUCAGCAGCAAGCAACAUGAAGCUAAUGCUUGAUUACUAGUGUUAAUUUCAUGGUUUAGUAUCCUACUAUAUAUGACUUGAACGUGUAAAAUCUCUACAAUAUAUAACUAAUUAGCAUGUGCAUGUAUCGCACAAUGGAUCUUCAAUGAAGCCGCUUCAAUUCAUCA
Mangifera indica (mango) is the source of this 1255-nucleotide messenger RNA. Its product is annotated as peroxidase 10-like. NCBI's taxonomy places the organism in Eukaryota, Viridiplantae, Streptophyta, Magnoliopsida, Sapindales, Anacardiaceae. The coding region runs from base 35 to 1015 and encodes 326 amino acids. The record is from RefSeq and is a predicted model, not a curated record. The transcript is spliced from 4 exons. Gene Ontology annotation, molecular function: heme binding; peroxidase activity. Gene Ontology annotation, biological process: hydrogen peroxide catabolic process; response to oxidative stress.